Messenger RNA from Oncorhynchus gorbuscha (pink salmon), 1748 nucleotides. Its product is annotated as zinc finger protein 24-like. The transcript is spliced from 5 exons. Gene Ontology annotation, biological process: regulation of transcription by RNA polymerase II. The record is from RefSeq and is a predicted model, not a curated record. NCBI's taxonomy places the organism in Eukaryota, Metazoa, Chordata, Actinopteri, Salmoniformes, Salmonidae. Gene Ontology annotation, molecular function: DNA-binding transcription factor activity, RNA polymerase II-specific; RNA polymerase II cis-regulatory region sequence-specific DNA binding. The coding region runs from base 1 to 1290 and encodes 429 amino acids.
AUGGAAAUGCUAAGCAAAGCUGCUGUGGUUGAAAUCGGCAAACUUGUCGACGAGUGCUCGGCGGUUCUCCGUUCUGAAAUAUCCCAACAACACAUGAACGAGAACGAGGCAUUAAAGAAGAAAUGUUACCUGCUAGAGAUUGAAUUAAAGACGAGCUCAGCAUUCAACAACAUAGUCUCCUCCAAGCUCAGGACCCUGGGACUGAUCACCUCCCUCAUCAACUGGAUCUUGGACUUCCUGACGGGCUGUCCCCCUCCAGGCGGUGAGGGUAGGCAACAACACAUCUGCCACACUGACCAUCAACCCGGGGGUUGUGUGCUUAGUCAGAGACCUGGCAAUGUGGUGCCAGCGCAACAACCUCUCCAAGAGAAAGGAGCUGAUCGUGGACUACAGGAACAGAGGGAGAAGCAGUCUGCCCCCGCCAUAGAGGGUGUCUUUGGUAAGGACUGGUGCAUGGACCUAUGGAGAAAUGGAGACUCUAUCCCUCAGGAUAAAGAGACAAUUGGAUCGGUCGUUUUGGGCGAUGGUGACGUCACUCAGGCAAUAGACUUGGUGGACAAUGAGCCCGAGUUGGUGUUUAUCAAAGAGGAGCUGUUUGAGGAUCAGCCAGUGGACCAGCAGAGGGGACAUGCAAGCAACAGAAAAAGGAGUGUAGCAGUGGAGGAUGCUCCAGCAGUAGAGAGAACAGCUGCCAGUCAACUUCACCUAUACCAGGGGGACUUGAACACAUACCCUUCAAUGCCUGACCCUGCAGGCAGCCAUCAGGUACAGCCUGACACAGAGCAGCCCACAUCCGUUGAGAGCCUCAUGGAAGACCCCACUCUGGCUGGUCUGGUUGACAACACACCAGAGCCUGGCCCUGACACAGCCGAUGGAAUGUACAUGGACUAUCCUCCCCGCAACACAUACACACCAAGAAACCGGCCAAGCCUCCAGCAGGGAACUGGAAAAGACCCGAAGCAGCAGUUUGAUUGUUUGUUUUGUGGGAAGAGCUUUGGUUAUUUAAGCUACUUGAAAGUCCACAUCAGACGCCACUCUGGAGAGAAACCGUUUGGCUGCACAGUUUGCGGGAAGCGCUUCGCUCAGAAGACGUACCUGAAGCUGCAUCAGCGUACACACUCCGGAGAGAAACCCUACAGUUGCACAGAAUGUGGGAAGAGUUUCUCUCAGAAGAGUUCGUUGAACGUCCACCUCCGGAGUCACACUGGGGAGAAGCCUUAUAGCUGUGUCGACUGUGGGAAGAGCUACACCUAUAAACACGGUUUUAACACGCACCAAUGUUUCAAUUAAGGGAUUAGGGAGUAGUCAUUUUAUAUUGUCAAUUUGUUUUUAAUUUACAUUUCAACCUUGUUUUGAAAACUGGCAACCGAAACAUCUUUAACCUUAUUGUAAUCAUGGUGGUUUUCAGUAGGUCACGUUUGUUUUUAAACUGUUGCGCUACUGUGUGCCCUUAUGAACAUUACCCAGCUGUUACUCUUCACUACAUGGCAGAGAACUGUUCCAUUCAAGUUUUCCCUCUGCGCCGUCCGUAGGAUUGCACACACUGUGCCUUCUUGUCACACAAUUGGCAAGAGACUAUGCCCCACUGUUAGAUGAAGAGAUUUGAGUGACAUUUUUGAACAGUGGUUGUCCUGAUACCAGUUGUUUGUGCUACUGUGAAGAAUGCCAGUGUGGUAGACCGAUCAUGUAAACGUGUGCCAAAUAAUUUUCUGUCAUGAAUUAUGAAAUUAAAGUAAUGCGUACAGUAA